Molecule: messenger RNA, 3402 nt
Organism: Biomphalaria glabrata
Lineage: Eukaryota; Metazoa; Mollusca; Gastropoda; Planorbidae
Product: homeobox protein Hmx-like
Exons: 5
Coding region: 531-1865 (444 amino acids)
Biological process (GO): cell differentiation; regulation of transcription by RNA polymerase II
Cellular component (GO): nucleus
Molecular function (GO): DNA-binding transcription factor activity, RNA polymerase II-specific; RNA polymerase II cis-regulatory region sequence-specific DNA binding
Source: RefSeq, a predicted model, not a curated record
CACGUUUAGUGCCAGAACAAUGUCUGGAAUCACAGAACUGUUCUUUGACUGACAGCUGAUGAUGUUGGGACAGAAACAACAAGAUGGCCUUAGAGCAAUCAGAGUAGAGAGUUUUAUAGGUCAGGUAUUUCAGCUUCGUUAGAGCCCAGGAAGUAUACAUUAACGGCAAAGAUCGUUUCAAGUUGAUAUACUGUUAUCUCCAUGACCCGAGAAAUAGUACAUUUCAUACAAAGUAACUGGAGUUCGCAAUGUGAAUUAAACAAACUGUUUGCUCUGUCUUGCCGCCAUACUAGUAAGACUCUCUAGUCAAGAUCAUAUGAUCAUAUUUGUAUAUUAAAAAAGACAAUCACUUUAAGGAAGGGGACGAGAAUAAAGAGCUAGUAGAUAGUCGUGCACACAAUCACUACCCGGCAAUGUUCGUGGCGAUUGAAGAGGUCAGUUUGUGCCGUCGAAGUGAGUACUGACAAGGAAGGCGUAUUCGAAUUGAAUUGACUACUAAUGUCAAGAGACUUCAUCUAGAUAACUAAGACAUGACGUCAGAAGAAUCAACAGACAGCCGCACCAGUAGUCCGGAGUUCAAGGCCUGUUCGUCCCCAAGGCUGACCACUUCCAGCAUCAUGAAAGCAAACUCAGCCGUCCGGUCGUCUACGUCUUCAAGACUUUCUUUCUCCAUCGACAGCAUUCUGUCCGUCCCUUACGUGGCGACCGCCACGAGCGCCUCUAGUUCCGAACAAGAAAGGCCCACAACUUCAAACGCAACCAAAGACUCUGACAGACUGAGCUAUCUCGCGCGAGCCGAGGCCGCUCACCAUUCAGACAGACACAGGGACGCUCGCGUCACUGACUCGAAAGGGUCGGAUUGCGAGUCCGAGAGAAAAGGAAAAUGUGAUAACGGAAAAAAAGUAGAUAAAGACGAGAAUGACAAUAACGAAAGACUGAGUCGCAAAACGCAACCUGUCAACAAACCAGCCGAUAACGAUGAGGACGACUCAACAGAUGUCGACAUGGACGAGGAAGACACACACCCCGAGAAAAGGCUCAAAAAGGUUUCUCCCUACGAGACAGCCAUUUCAAACGUUCGACUGUCAGACUUCGUUCUCGGGGCGUCGCCUGCGGACAUGGUCAGAAAGUUUGGCUUCGGUGCCAGCUCAUCAGCGCUCGGGAAGGCCAUGUUUGACCACAAUGCUUCUCAGCAGUACAGGAGAUACAUAGGAGGAUUUCCGACACCUUCCGCAGCGUUCCCGCCCGCCAGCAACGGCAGUGGUCCAGGAAUGGAUGCCUGUCAUGCUCUUGAUUACAGCCUUGACCUCUCAAUGUCACAUUCCAAGAGGAGACGCCCUCUGCCUCCAUGGGAACGCAUCAACGCAAGCUCGCCCCACUCGGAAAACGAGUACAGCCUGGAUAUGACGUCUAUGUGCGCACGUGACCAGCAAGUGGACAGUGAUUGUGGUGAAGGCUCUUUCUCAUCCAGUACCGGCAAAAAAUCUUCACAAGAUGAGAGUGCCAGGAUCAAGAGGAAGAGGUGCAGAGCCUCCUUUACCCACGCCCAGGUGUACGAACUAGAGAGGCGAUUUCGUCAUCAGAGGUACCUGUCAGGACCUGAGAGGGCGGAGCUAGCCCAGUCUUUGAAGUUGACAGAAACACAGGUCAAGAUUUGGUUCCAGAACAGACGCUACAAGACUAAAAAGCGACACCAGCUCCACGAGGAGCAGAUGCUGGCGGCCAGCGCGAAGAAGGCGGCCGUGACCUUGCUGGUGAAGGACGGCAAACGACUGUGUGACCAGAGGGACUACAUGAACUCACUUCUGUACUCUCAGCUGCCAGGUGUGACGGCCCCUGGAUACAACUACGUGUACUAUUUUUAGAAACACUUUUUAUUUUGUUUGCCCCAAUACUUACCAGAAGUGUAAGAUUACAGAACGAUGUGAUGACUCUGUGCCAUGGUUGUGAGGUAUUCAUUCGGGACUACCUUAGAAUGGUGCAAAGUGACUAAGCAUCUGCAUCAUGCGACUAAAAGCUGGACUAGAAUAAAUUUCAAAAUCGCUUUGUGACUAAUGAAAAAUUUUCAAAAACGUUUGAGUCAGCUGUAAUUUUGGAGACAUUCUGUUGUUAAUGAGUUAACUCUGUGUUUAGAGGUGGUCAAUGAAAUAUAGUGUUACAAAGGGAAGUACUGAUAGACGUACGUUUAUGAAAUGCCAGCUUUGAAUUGAGUGUUCUAGUUGGCUUCAUGAACAGUCAUACAUGUGAUAUAGUCUGAGAAGAGGUUCGGAAGUGCAAGAGAGUGAGAUUUUGGUAGUGUGAACAUGAACUGGUCUUAGGUUGCUAAAUUUUGAGAUGGAGAUCCUUAAAAUAGGCUAGUGAAAGAAAGGUCAUACAAUGGACAUAUAUAUAAGGAGCUGAAUGAGGCUUGUGGCUGCCAUAACUGACCCAAUUACUAAGAAUAAAGUUUUGUAUGCCCGGUUUCUGCUUUUCUUUAUGAUUUGCUGAAGUUAGUUAUGACAAGAAAUGUUGUUUUAUUUUAACUGUGUGAACUUUUUGCAUAAUGUUACAUUUUAGUUGAACCUAAAUGUAUUCGUCAACUAUUUGAUGCGUCCAUUUGGUCUGUUAUGUCAAUGUGUGCUGUAGUUUAUGUUUUACUCUGUUGUGAUACUGGAAGGUGGGUGGGUGUAGUUAGGCCCUGGAAAUGCUUCCUUGCCGGAGCCCGUUUGGAAACCAUCGAUAAUGGCGACGACUAGGCCAAUAGGAUGCAAAACCAGACUUCUAAUUGGGAGCCUAAAAAAUUUGUUUAUUUCUCUGGCGCAAGAUGAGUCCCAAGAACCCUAUCACAAUCCAUACGCCGUUCCUAGAGGGGUCGUUCCUCGACCACUGUGGUACAAAGAAAGUAAAUGCUGAGUUUUUGACGGGUGCUCGGCCUUCGGCCUCUCCUCUAGUCUUGAGACACAAGCCACCGGAAACAGAGAUGUGAUUUGUUUGCAUCGGCUUGGAUCUCUCCCAGACAGAAUAAUUGUUCCGGCUACUAUGGUAGAGUGAGCUUCCUUCCCGAACGCAACUCUUACGACCAUUAAAAUGUGGUAUAGUUAUGGUGUGACAGUCGUUGAAUAUUUGGCAAUAUUUGUAUCAUAUAUGUUCAGCGUGAAGCAGUAAUUGUGGCAUAUGUUCAAGAUGAGCUAAAGUGUUUAAUACAAAAACAAAUCUUCAAUAUAUGAAUCAGUGUUUGUUCGUCUAUUUGCGCUCAUGUACAUCUGAUACGUAAAUGUUUUGAAUUAUUUCAUUUAUUUAAAUAUUUCCCUUUGAAUUUAACGCGUAAAAUGCCAUCAGGUUAAUAGUCAUGGUGUAUAUAAUUUCUGUCUAUUAAAAAAACCCACAAACUGUACUGUUCUAUGUAUUAUUAUCGUAAAUUAU